CCAGGUGUCCAGGAUGAUGCGCCCGGACGACGCCAACAUCGCGGGCAACGUGCACGGCGGCACCGUGCUCAAGAUGAUCGAGGAGGCCGGCGCCAUCAUCAGCACCCGCCACUGCAACUCCCAGGCCGGGGAGCGCUGCGUGGCCGUCCUGGCUCGCGUCGAGCGCACCGACUUCCUCUCGCCCAUGUGCAUCGGGGAGGUGGCCAACGUGAGCGCGGAGAUCACCUACACCUCCAAGCACUCCGUGGAAGUCCAGGUCACUGUGCUGUCUGAAAACAUCCUAACAGGCGCCAAGAAGGUGACGAACAAAGCCACGCUGUGGUACGUGCCGCUGUCCCUGAAGAACGUCAACAAAGUGGUGGAAGUUCCUGCCAUGCAGUACGCACGCAAGGAGCAGGAGGACGAAGGCAGGAAGCGCUACGAGGAGCAGAAGCUGGAUCGGCUGGAAACRAAGCAAAGAAACGGCGAUGUGAUCGUCCCGAUGGUGGGCCCAGAGCCACACACCGUGGGCUACAGCCAGUCCAGCCUCAUCCACCUGGUGGGCCCGUCGGACUGCACCCUGCUCGGCUUCGUGCACGGCGGCGUCACCAUGAAGCUCAUGGACGAGGUCGCGGGCAUCGUGGCGGCGCGCCACUGCAAGACCAACAUCGUCACGGCCUCCGUGGAUGCCAUCAACUUCCACGAGAAGAUCAAGAAAGGUAGUGUUAUUACUAUUUCUGGGCGCAUGACCUUCACGAGCAAUAAAUCCAUGGAGAUCGAGGUCUUUGUGGAUGCUGAUCCCUUUGUGGAUGAGCCGCAAGAAAGAUACCGCGCGGUCAGUGCUUUCUUCACCUACGUGUCGCUGAGCAAGGAGGGGAAACCUCUGCCYGUGCCGCAGCUGCUGGUGGAGAGCGAAGAGGAGAAGAGGCGCUUUGAAGAAGGCAAGGGCCGGUACCUGCAGACCAAGGCGAAGCGGCAGGCGCAGCUGCAGCAGGCUGCACAGCCCUGACGCCGCCGYGGGCAGAGCCGCCGGCUGCUCGGCCCCUGCUUCGCAGCCCGCUCCGUGUUGUGUGCAGCGCGCAGGGCUCGCGCCGCCGCCGCUUUGCAAUGAAGCUCGCGCCGCGAGCGGAGCGGGGAGGCUGCGCGCUGCUCCCCCGGCAGUGCCGGAGCACCCGCUGCCACCGGCGCCCACGCUCCGUCAUCGCCGCCGCGGCGCUCCGGUGCCCCGGCUCAAGCAGAGCCGAGGCGCUGGCCGCUCGUGGCAGGAUCCUCAUGCUCUUUGUAUCCGCCAGCCUCUACCCCGUCCCUCUGGUUUGACUCCAAAGCGUUGCUGCCGUCUGCAUCACUGCGGCGACGGAGGCGGCCUCCGCUCUCCGUAGUGCUCUGUUAAUCGUACAGUAUGUCCUACAAACGUACACCAAAGCUUAUUUAUGAUACUCUGCUGUAUUACUGCAACGAGUAUUGCAUUGAAUGUCUCGGACCAUUCCAUGUACAUCUCUAUAUAGUAUCUCUGUGCACAUCUAAGUUAUUUAAGGAAUACUGUGACAUAAAUAAAGUCUGUUGG
Messenger RNA from Nothoprocta perdicaria, 1543 nucleotides. It is a transcript of the gene ACOT7, whose product is annotated as acyl-CoA thioesterase 7. Gene Ontology annotation, molecular function: long-chain fatty acyl-CoA binding. Gene Ontology annotation, biological process: palmitic acid biosynthetic process; acyl-CoA metabolic process. Lineage: Eukaryota; Metazoa; Chordata; Aves; Tinamiformes; Tinamidae. Gene Ontology annotation, cellular component: extracellular exosome; nucleoplasm; cytosol. The record is from RefSeq and is a predicted model, not a curated record. The transcript has 9 exons. The coding region runs from base 14 to 988 and encodes 324 amino acids.